Molecule: messenger RNA, 1512 nt
Organism: Branchiostoma floridae (Florida lancelet)
Lineage: Eukaryota; Metazoa; Chordata; Leptocardii; Amphioxiformes; Branchiostomatidae
Exons: 3
Coding region: 1-1512 (503 amino acids)
Source: RefSeq, a predicted model, not a curated record
AUGUGUCUACACAAGAAAUCCUUACUACAAAUCUAUCCAACCGGAGAACAGUCGCCAGCCUUCUAUGGACUUCCCAAGAUCCACAAGAAGGAGGUACCACUGCGUCCAAUUGUAUCUAGCGUAGGGUCCGUGACGUAUGAACUGUCCAGAUUUCUCGCUGAUAUCAUAGGACCGUUAGUGGGCAAAUCUGAACAUCACAUCAAGAACAGUGCAGACUUUGUUAACAAGAUAAAGGACAUCCGGGUUGAGGAAGACGAGAUAAUCACCUCCUACGACGUGUGUUCCCUCUUCACCUCCAUACCACCAAAGAGAGCAGUUGCGGUUGUAAGGGAUUUCCUCGAACCCGACACAACCCUGGGAGAGAGAACCAGCUUAUCCUCCAAACAAAUCUGUGAUCUCUUAGAGCUCUGCCUGGGAUGCACAUACUUCGUCUACAACGGACAGUACUACCAACAGUUACAUGGAUGCGCUAUGGGUUCUCCAGUGUCCCCUAUAGUUGUCAACUUGUACAUGGAGAGAUUUGAGACAGAAGCCCUGAGCACGUUCCCUGACACUCCGCCUGCCAACUGGUUCCGGUAUGUGGACGACACUUUUUCUAGAUUGAAGAAGACGAAUGCAGACAAGUUCUUCCAACAUAUCAACCAAAUAGACGACAACAUCAAGUUCACACAGGAGAUGAGCCAGAACAACACACUACCAUUCCUGGACUCCAAAGUCAUUGUAGAGGAAGACGGACUUAUCAAUGUAGAUGUGUACAGGAAACCAACCCACACCGACCAAUACCUGGCCUUCCAAUCCCAUCAUCCCUUAGAGCAGAAACUGGGUGUGAUAAAAACCCUGUUUCACAGAGCGGACACCAUCAUCACUUCAGAGGAAGCCAAAUCCAACGAGCACCGACACCUUAAGGAUGCCCUGAACAAGUGUGGCUACAGACAAUGGUCUUUCAACAAAGCCCUGAAACCAUCUCAUGAGUCAAAGAAACCUUCCAACAGUAAGCCACUGGACAAGAAGAAGAAGACAGUGAAUGCCACAAUACCGUACAUCCAUGGAGUAUCAGAGAAACUCCGGCGAAUCCUACAGAACUUCAACAUUGCUACCAACUUCAAACCCCACUCCACCCUCAGACAGAAGUUGGUCCAUCCAAAGGACCGUGUACAGAAAGGCACCAAAUCUGACGUCAUCUACAGACUUAAGCGUGAAGGUCCACAGUGCAACGACACCUACAUUGGAGAAACCAGUCAACCACUGAAGGCUAGGUACAAACAACACUGCAGGGCUACAGCAAGUGGAUACUCUUCUGCCAUCUACCACCACACUCAGCUACACCAAGGACAUUCCUUCAGACUGGAUACUACAGACAUUCUUGACCGCGAACCACGGUGGUAUGAACGGGGUGUCAAGGAGGCCAUCUACGAGCGGAUCUACAACCCCACCUUGAACCGGAAGGGAGGACUGCGCGUAGAACUUUCCAGUAGUUUCGCCACACAAAGAGCAAUGGAGGUCUCAAGGUGA